UCUGCUGAUCGGUUUGAUUUUGGUUUCCUGUUCUCCUCGCUUCGGUUUGAAAAACCGUACUGACCGUUGCCCACAUAUAAGAAUUUCAGCAACUUGAAGUGGGAUUAGUUUCAAUUUUUUAACUUUGAGGUGGAGUAUGUCUGAUUUCACUUCUGGUACGGUGUCGUUGAUAACAAUAUGAAUUCGGUCAUUUUUGAGCUUUUCAUUUUUCCCUCCCAUUUUUUCUUCUCAUCCAAAAAGAAAUGUUCCCCUUAAUUAGUAAAUUUUCCUUCUCUGAUAACUAGAGCUCACAAAAUCACUACAUAACCAAAGGCAGCAAAAAUGCAGAAUGAGGCUGGAAAUCCAGGACGAUGCUGCUUGUGUGGAUCUCAAAUCUCAUUCUUCAUGUUUUUAUGAAUUUGGGUGCAAGUUAGCACCUCUACAUUCGGAUCAUAUGGCUAUGCAUAUUAUAGUGUAUGAGGCACCUCAGUCCUCCCUGGCAGCCUUUAAGAAACGGCAGAUGGAUGGUCCAUGGUUUCAGAGUGCUUCAAUUCUUGGGAGGAAGAAAGAACCAUCUGAAUGGGUGAAAUUUUUAAGCCAAUGAUACUCUUAAUUCUUAUGAUGAUGCUGCAAUUGCAGUUUCUGGCCUUGCCUUAAGAUGAUACAAGGUGUUUGUACAUACAUAUUUGAAACAAAUCUAAUUCAGUCAUUCACCAAUUGGUGGUUAGAAGCUUUCAUUUUUCUCAGCUUUUCCCCCCUAAUAAUUAUUUUUCAACUAAAACAAUAGAAAAGGAAAAGGAAAUUGCUCAAAACGUAUUGCUGGUAGUCUGAGAGGGCAGUGCAAGUGUUGAUUCAAAUAUAUGGUUGCAAGCAACCAUGAAAACAUCUGCAUACUACUGUGUAUUUGAGUUUUAGUAAAUAUUGGUCUUCCUUUUGAUGCUUUGGGAAUAUCCUAAAAGAAAAGGCAAAAACAGAAUUUUAUGGUCCCUCAAUGUCUUUAUUAGCCAAUGGACCGAUGCGUUCAACAAAAAUGGACAUGACCAAUUUUAGGCAAGAUCUGCUAUAGGAUGAUGUCAUGAGAACUAGCAAGAAACUUCAUCCUUGAGUUUGAACAUUAUAAAAAUGGUUUUCUUCAUAGAAUUCUUGAUUUUAGUAAUCUUCUUUAUGUUUCUCUUU
Jatropha curcas is the source of this 1155-nucleotide messenger RNA. The record is from RefSeq and is a predicted model, not a curated record. Lineage: Eukaryota; Viridiplantae; Streptophyta; Magnoliopsida; Malpighiales; Euphorbiaceae.